UUCUCUCUCUCUCCCUCGCACUUUCCCGUUAUCCAAACAGCGGAAAAUCGAAUCUCUUUCCGCCUUUUGCAUUGGCUUAUAAAAAUCUAUAUAACAAAAGGUCUCCGAAAAAUCCUCUCGGCUUGUCACCGACAUCCCUCCUAAAUUUCACGGGCCAAUCAAAUCGGUCCACGUCCGCAGCAAACCAAAUGAGAUCCGCCGGCGGCGGCGGCGGCACCGCCAUCAUUACAGCUCCCGCCAAAGGCGGAAACUCCCUUAUAAGCUUCGAGCACAAGAGGGAUGCUUAUGGAUUUGCGGUGAGACCUCAGCAUGUGCAAAGGUACCGAGAAUAUGCUAAUAUCUACAAGGAAGAAGAGGAGGAAAGAUCAGAUAGGUGGAAUGAUUUCUUGGAACGUCAAGCAGAGUCUGCUCAAUUGCCAAUCAACGGUAUAUAUUCAGAGGAAGGCAAGGAGGCCUCACAUGCUGCUGAAGACGGGAAAAAUGUAGUAGAGAAGAGCACUGAAGGAGAUGAUCUGUCUGAAAGGAAGUUCGGUUCUGAUAGCCUGCCUGAGAAUGAUACGGAAAAAGAGAAGGUGCAGUCUGCACCGGCGAAAAGUGUUCACGGGAUCCAAAUAUGGACUGAAAUUCGACCGACCCUUUCGGCCAUUGAAGAUAUGAUGAGUAUUCGUGUAAAGAAGAAAGGGAUUCUAUCAAAAGAAGAGCAAAAAACCAGUCGAGGAAAGCCGUUAACUCCUACUGAAGAUGCUAGAUCCCCAAAGGGAGCAUCAGAGGAGGAUUCUGAUGAUGAAUUUUAUGAUGCAGAGAGAUCUGACCCAGUUCAGGAUUCCCUUACAAGUGGCAGUGGAAGUACCAGAACUGGUGGUGGUAGUGCUGAUUCAGCUGCUACAGAAUCUUUAUUUCCCUGGAAGGAAGAGUUCGAAGUUCUUGUUCGUGGGGGAGUGCCAAUGGCUCUUAGGGGAGAGCUUUGGCAAGCUUUUGUUGGUGUGAGGGCACGCAGAGUGGAGAAGUAUUACCAGGAUCUACUAGAUAACGAAACUAACUGUGGCAACAACACUGAACAACAGAGCUUGCAAUCUGACAGUAAGGGUUCAACAACAGAGCCUGUAUGUGGUCCUGAGAAGUGGAAAGGACAGAUUGAGAAGGAUUUGCCUCGAACAUUCCCAGGUCACCCUGCUCUGGAUGAUGAUGGUAGAAAUGCUUUGAGACGGUUGCUUACAGCUUAUGCUCGACAUAACCCCUCUGUUGGCUACUGUCAGGCCAUGAAUUUCUUUGCUGCCUUGUUACUCCUCUUGAUGCCUGAAGAAAAUGCCUUCUGGACUUUGGUGGGCAUUAUUGAUGACUAUUUUGAUGGCUAUUACUCAGAGGAAAUGAUUGAGUCCCAGGUUGACCAAGUUGUUUUUGAGGAGUUGAUGCGCGACAGAUUUCCUAAAUUGGGUCUGUAUUUUUUCAAUAUUUGUCCCAUGUAUGAAAAUUCAUAUGUGAUAUAUUUCUUUUGCUUUUUUUGGGCAGUUUAUGAACAGCAUUUUUUUGUUUAUGCAGUCAAUCAUCUAGAUUAUCUAGGAGUGCAGGUGGCAUGGGUUACUGGACCGUGGUUCCUUUCCAUUUUCAUGAACAUGCUUCCAUGGGAAAGUGUGCUUCGAGUCUGGGAUGUGCUCCUUUAUGAAGGAAAUCGUGUCAUGGUUUGUAGGACAGCGCUUGCUUUAAUGGAGUUAUAUGGCUCCGCACUAGUUACAACUAAGGAUGCAGGAGAUGCUGUUACUUUGCUACAGUCAUUGGCUGGGUCAACAUUUGACAGCAGUCAACUUGUAUUGACAGCUUGUAUGGGAUACCAAAAUGUAACUGAGAAAAGAUUACACGAUUUAAGAGAGAAGCAUCGGUCAGCUGUAAUAGCUGCAGUUGAGGAAAGAUCAAAGGGGCUUCAAGCUUGGAGGGAUUCUCAGGGCCUAGCAUCUAAGCUAUAUAGUUUUAAGCAGGAUCCAAAGUCCAUGUUUGUGGAAACAAAUAAGGCAGAACGAUUGGUUGAUUCACAAACUAACGGGGAUCUCUCUCGUUCUGAGUCUGGAUCCACUAAUGCUGACGAAGUUCUUAUUAGUUUGACAGGAGAUGCUGACACGGAUGCUGUUCCUGAUCUUCAAGAGCAGGUUGUGUGGUUAAAAGUUGAGUUGUGCAAGUUGCUGGAAGAGAAAAGAUCAGCUGUCCUCAGAUCGGAGGAGCUGGAGACAGCCUUGAUGGAGAUGGUGAAGCAAGAUAACCGGCGGCAAUUAAGUGCUAGGGUGGAGCAACUAGAGCAAGAGGCUGCUGAGCUCCGUACGGCACUCUCUCAGAAGCAGGAACAAGAAAAUGCAAUGCUUCAGGUCCUAAUGAGGGUAGAGCAAGAUCAGAGGGUGACAGAAGAUGCUCGCAGAUUUGCCGAGCAAGAUGCUGCCGCACAAAGAUAUGCUGCUCAAGUGCUUCAGGAAAAGUACGAAGAUGCCAUCGCUUCGCUUGCUGAAAUGGAGAAAAGAGUGGUAAUGGCAGAAUCUAUGUUGGAGGCUACCUUACAGUACCAGUCUGGACAAAGUAAAGUACAACCUUCUCCGCGAUCAUCGCAUCCCGAUUCUCCAGCACGAAGCAAUCAAGAGCCCCAACAAGAAAUCCCCGCACGAAGGAUUAGUUUACUUUCUCGACCAUUCGUACUUGGCUGGGUUGACAAAAACAAGGGAAAGCCGGAUAAUGUCGAUAACCCAGAUGACGGGAAGCCACCACCUAGCGAGGGUCGAAAUACCGAAAUCCAACGGAAACAAACAAACGAUGAGGAAACGAACGGCAAGGACACGAAUGACAAGGAAACAAACGGAACCGAAGGUCAAGAUAAGGAGUGAGAGAACUGCAGGAUGAAGGUACGCUUCAUGUGGCAUCCAACUCUUCCUGCCCUUUCUCCGGCCGUUGUACGUCACCGUUGGUUGGCACCGGAAACAACAUGUGCUGAGGCCCAUACGUUAUAAUAUCGACCGUCGCAUUUAUUGUUUUAGCGUAACUCAUGUCGAACGGCAUCGACAGCCGAGUCUGAGUGGUGUUUCUCGAGCUUGAUUCGUUUUUCGUUUCUAUUUCUUCGUAGAAAUAUUUGCAGACACAAGAAGGAAAUGGGGUAAUGUUGAUGAAGGUGUGUCAAUCAAGAGUUGCUAAAGAAAUCAGGUCACAUAACAUAAGUAGGCAACGACGUUGCUUUGAUCUAUAAUUAUUAACACUACUUGAAUAGUUGUAUGUAUGUAUGUAUGUAUGUAUGUAUGUAUGUAUGUAUGCAUGCAUGCAAUAUAUAGGUGAAACACAAGGAAUCUGCAAAUCUAUGACUUAGAUGGCUCA
Messenger RNA from Hibiscus syriacus, 3342 nucleotides. RefSeq names its product TBC1 domain family member 8B-like. NCBI's taxonomy places the organism in Eukaryota, Viridiplantae, Streptophyta, Magnoliopsida, Malvales, Malvaceae. The record is from RefSeq and is a predicted model, not a curated record. The transcript is spliced from 18 exons. The coding region runs from base 189 to 2861 and encodes 890 amino acids.